GAUAGGGGGGGGGGGGGGGGGGGGGGGGGGGGGGGGGAGAGGGGGAACAGAGUCAGUAUAUAUACUGAUACUAGGCUUGAUUAUUUGCUCCUUCUCGAGAUCGCCCAUAUACCUUUUUGGUCCCUCUUCAAUUGUUGUAUCAAAUUCUCUACUAGAAUAGCACUCAAAAUGAAGGACACCAAUUAUCUCAACGUCCCGACCUCGUUCAAGUUAACGCAAGUUGAUGGUCUCACCUCACCAAGACCCAACGUCGAGCCCGAUGUGAGCAAGGGCCCUGCAUACUUCGCACCAAUCAGUGAAGGAGCUGAUGAAGACUAUGGAGCACUUCCUGGAGAACUUAAUAUCCUGGCGAAGCUCACUGGGGAUUUCCACGGUGCUGGGUUGAACAUGAUCUUCCGCCCAUCCUGGGGAAAUAACAGAAGGAAUAACGUUCUGGAGUACAACGUGACCGAAGAGGACACACAAUUCUUGAAGGACAUUGGCGACAUAUUCAACCGAGGCUUGGGCAGGCAACGAGACGUCAUUUUGAAGGGUGUCCCAUACAUGCAGACGAUCAAGGACAUGCUCAAUCCAGAAACAGGACAGGCUGAUCGCAAGGAAGGAAUUCCAAUUCACUUCGAGUCAGGCAUGUUCCUUAGGACCCCACCGACUGAUAUCAGGCCCGAGGUCCUUCAAGGCACUAUCUCACGCCUAGCAUCUAUACCACACGGAACUGCCAUCAACUGCCAAGGCUUCGAACCAGACAUGAAGAACCCUAUACUUGGUAACCCGAUUAUCAAACCAAUCUCAGUCUUACCGUUCCCCAUGGGUAUGCAUGGCGAUGUCUACACAUUCGCAGACUUUUUUCCUCAGCUGAAUUUCAAGAGGAAGUAUGAGCUGCGCAUUCCUCAAGAGAUCAGGGACGGCGGCGUACUCAAUACAUCUCUCAUGCUAGAUCCAAAUCAGAUGCUAAGAGAAUUUAAUGAGAACAGCACGAAGAAAAAAAUCCGAGAACACUUUUUCUUCUCCAUCCAUUCCGACCCCGAAGUCUCUAAGAUUCCCGGCGGUGGCACAGCAAACAUUGCUUUCCUGCAAGGCUCAGGUAUUCGUGAUGGCCGCCAAAACCCAGGCCCUAAUGCCCAUGGCGUCAAUGUCGGAUGUGAUUAUUGGAUUUCAACCGUUGAAUACGAUGUUCUGCUGCCGGAAGGUGAUUUCUCUGGGGACAAAAAAGAGACAAGAGUGGUUGAGUCUGAAGCACGGAAGGAGGAGAGAGAAGCUGGCAAGAUAGUGGUUUCUCCUUCUUUCGAAUUGAAGCUGGACAAGGUGAUACCACCAAACAGGAUUGUGAAGUUCGACGCUACCCAAAUUCAAUACUCCCAGAACGUCACAUUGGACUUUGAUGAGAUGGGUUGGCCACACGUCUCAGUGGCCACGUUGUCGCCCAAAUACCCAGUGCCAAUUGAGGCUUCUCAGAUUAUCUUCUGAAGUAGCAUAUAGUAGAAUGAGUUUUGUUGAACUUCUUUUUCAAAUGUGCUUUAUUUUCAUCUCCUCUACCUGUGAAGAGUGGUAGGUCCGAAUCAUGUUACGCAAGAGGGUUGAAUUAAAAACUAUGAUCGAGAAGGUGGUUUAAUCUACUCGAGGUCGUUAUGUGAUAUUGUAAACGAACUACAGCAUAUGAUUGCCCUCUACUCCCCUCUAGACACUGUGGAUAGCUUGAGGUAAUUGAACCGAGUAUAAAUUAAUAUCA
Molecule: messenger RNA, 1726 nt
Organism: Botrytis cinerea B05.10
Lineage: Eukaryota; Fungi; Ascomycota; Leotiomycetes; Helotiales; Sclerotiniaceae
Exons: 1
Coding region: 169-1464 (431 amino acids)
Source: RefSeq, a predicted model, not a curated record